Messenger RNA from Lachancea lanzarotensis, 2697 nucleotides. RefSeq names its product LALA0S01e11760g1_1 (gene PMA1). The coding region runs from base 1 to 2697 and encodes 898 amino acids. The transcript has a single exon. NCBI's taxonomy places the organism in Eukaryota, Fungi, Ascomycota, Saccharomycetes, Saccharomycetales, Saccharomycetaceae. Gene Ontology annotation, biological process: regulation of intracellular pH; proton export across plasma membrane. The record is from RefSeq and is a predicted model, not a curated record. Gene Ontology annotation, cellular component: plasma membrane. Gene Ontology annotation, molecular function: ATP binding; ATP hydrolysis activity; P-type proton-exporting transporter activity.
AUGUCUGCUACGGAACCUACCAAGGAAAAGCCCGCGGCUCCAGUGGAGUCCGACGAAGAAGACGACAUCGACGCCUUGAUCGAUGAGUUGCAGUCGCACCACGGCGGUGACGACGAAGAAGAAGAAGAGGAAGAAAAGGUGGCCGCCGGUCAAGCCCGUGUUAUCCCAGAGGAAAUGCUACAGACCGACCCAUCACGUGGUUUGAGUUCUGACGAAGUCACCAAGCGUCGUAAGCGUUACGGUCUUAACCAGAUGGCCGAGGAAAACGAGUCGCUUAUCGUCAAGUUCCUCGGUUUCUUCAUCGGACCUAUCCAGUUCGUCAUGGAAGCCGCUGCCAUUUUGGCCGCCGGUUUGGAAGAUUGGGUCGAUUUCGGUGUCAUUCUCGCCUUGUUGAUGUUGAACGCCAGUGUUGGUUUCAUCCAAGAAUACCAGGCCGGUUCCAUCGUUGACGAAUUGAAGAAAUCGCUUGCCAACUCCGCUGUCGUUAUCAGAGAUGGUAACAUCACUGAAAUCCCAUCCAAUGAGGUCGUCCCAGGUGACAUCAUGCAGCUAGAAGACGGUGUCGUCAUCUGUGCUGACGGUCGUCUAGUUACCGAAGAAUGUUUCUUGCAAAUUGACCAGUCUGCUAUCACUGGUGAAUCCCUCGCUGUCGACAAGCACUACGGAGACACCGCCUUCUCCUCCUCCACUGUUAAGAGAGGUGAAGGUUUCAUGAUCGUCACUUCCACCGGUGACAACACUUUUGUUGGUAGAGCUGCCGCUUUGGUCAACCAGGCCUCUGGUGACCAAGGUCAUUUCACCGAAGUGUUGAACGGUAUCGGUACGAUUUUGUUGGUUUUGGUCAUUGUCACUUUGUUGCUCGUCUGGACUGCUUGUUUCUACAGAACUGACAGAAUUGUCAGAAUUCUAAGAUACACUUUGGGUAUCACCAUUAUCGGUGUCCCAGUCGGUUUGCCAGCUGUCGUCACCACCACCAUGGCUGUCGGUGCUGCUUACUUGGCCAAGAAACAAGCCAUUGUCCAAAAAUUGUCUGCCAUUGAAUCUCUAGCCGGUGUCGAAAUCUUGUGUUCCGACAAAACCGGUACUUUGACCAAGAACAAGUUGUCUUUGCACGAACCUUACACUGUCGAAGGUGUUGAACCAGAUGACUUGAUGUUGACUGCUUGUUUGGCCGCUUCCAGAAAGACCAAGGGUUUGGACGCUAUUGACAAGGCUUUCUUGAAAUCUUUGGCCCAAUACCCAAGAGCCAAGAACGCUUUGACUAAAUACAAGGUUUUGGAAUUCCACCCAUUCGACCCUGUUUCCAAGAAGGUUACCGCUGUUGUUGAGUCCCCAGAAGGUGAGAGAAUCAUCUGUGUUAAGGGUGCUCCAUUGUUCGUUUUGAAGACUGUCGAAGAAGACCACCCUAUCCCUGAAGAUGUCCACGAGAACUACGAAAACAAGGUUGCUGAAUUGGCUUCCAGAGGUUUCCGUGCUUUGGGUGUUGCUAGAAAGAGAGGUGAAGGUCACUGGGAAAUCUUGGGUGUUAUGCCAUGUAUGGAUCCUCCAAGAGAUGACACUGCCUCAACCGUCAACGAAGCUAGACGUCUAGGUUUGAGAGUUAAGAUGUUAACUGGUGAUGCCGUCGGUAUCGCUAAGGAAACUUGUCGUCAAUUGGGUUUGGGUACUAACAUUUACAAUGCUGAAAGACUUGGUCUAGGUGGUGGUGGUGACAUGCCAGGUUCCGAAUUGGCUGACUUUGUUGAAAACGCUGAUGGUUUUGCUGAAGUUUUCCCUCAACACAAGUACAGUGUCGUUGAAAUCUUGCAACAGAGAGGUUACUUGGUUGCCAUGACUGGUGACGGUGUUAACGAUGCUCCUUCUUUGAAGAAGGCUGACACUGGUAUCGCUGUCGAAGGUGCUACCGAUGCUGCCCGUUCUGCUGCCGAUAUUGUUUUCUUGGCUCCUGGUUUGUCUGCUAUCAUUGAUGCUUUGAAGACUUCCAGACAGAUUUUCCACAGAAUGUACUCCUACGUUGUCUACCGUAUUGCUUUGUCUCUCCACUUGGAAAUCUUCUUGGGUCUAUGGAUUGCUAUUUUGAACAACUCUUUGAACAUUGACUUGAUCGUUUUCAUUGCCAUUUUCGCCGAUGUUGCUACUUUGGCCAUUGCUUACGACAACGCUCCUUUCGACCAAAAGCCUGUUAAGUGGAACUUGCCUAGAUUAUGGGGUAUGUCCAUCAUUUUGGGAAUCAUUCUUGCUAUCGGUACCUGGAUUACUUUGACUACCAUGUUCGUUCCAAAGGGUGGUAUCAUCCAGAACUUUGGUUCCAUCGACGGUGUUUUGUUCUUGCAAAUCUCCUUGACUGAGAACUGGUUGAUUUUCAUCACCAGAGCCGUUGGUCCAUUCUGGUCUUCUAUCCCAUCUUGGCAAUUGGCUGGUGCCGUCUUCGCCGUCGACAUCAUCGCUACCAUGUUCACCUUGUUCGGCUGGUGGUCUCAGAACUGGAACGACAUUGUCACUGUCGUCCGUGUCUGGAUUUUCUCCUUCGGUGUCUUCUGUGUCUUGGGUGGUGCUUACUACUUGAUGUCUUUGUCUGAAGCUUUCGACAGAUUGAUGAACGGUAAGCCACUCAAGGAAGAGCCACCAAAGAGAUCUAUCGAAGAUUUCUUGGUUGCCAUGCAAAGAGUCUCCACUCAACACGAGAAGGGUCAUUAA